UUUAGUGCAUCUAUCCUUUAAUUCAUCUAUCCUUUGUAGGGGAGCCGUAGAAAUUAAGAAAAGAAAGUUUAGAAGUUUAGUAUUUAAAUUAAUAAAGAUUUGUCUGCUCACAACAAUUACCCUGCCGCUGAAAACAUUCCAUUCUGCCUAUUAUUCAAGUAGAAAAAAAUCUGAAAUUGUUGUUAUGCCGAAUGAAUUUCCAGUUCGAAAUGUUUUCAAAGCAAAUAUUUACAAAGAAGACGUGACGAUAAACAAAUUUGUAAAAAAAUUAUUUGACGAUUCUGUGGGACCAUUUAAUAGACUGCAACUAAGCAAAGAAGAAUUUGUUCUCCUUCGCGCUAUAAUUUCAUCACAUUUUGCCUCAACUGGCUUAAGUCAGUAUGGCCGACAAUUAUUACUAACUGAGGCAGAGAAAUAUUCUGAUAUGUUGAUGAAAAUGUUGCAGGUGUUUUAAAUUGUUUAUAAACUUUUCAAAGUUUUCGCUUUCGGUGUUGGAAAGAGAUGAAGUUGGGAAGUCGAGAAAUUUGUGCGUGAUAUAGCGCUUACAAAAAGGGGUAAAGGUUUGGAUUAACUGGGUAUUGGAGGAGGGGAGUUGUAUAGGUCUUUGGAGAGAAUAUCGUGUUAUCGCGGUUCCUUUGUUCCCUCCUUAUCCCUCUUAAUCUCUCCAAAUUCACUAAUAUUCUCAGUAAUCACCCUGUAUACUAAUCCCUCUAAAUCAGUAUCGAUCUAAACCCUUUAUCAUAAAAUCGUUCGGCACUCACUUCAUUUAGGAAUACUUCAAUUGGUAAAAUUCCGUCAUACGUCCCGGAAACCGAUUCAGACAAACAAUAUGUCAUUUGAAAGAGCUCGGCGAGCUGAGUCGAAUGACACCAAAAUUAGGUCCCGGUCUCACUUAUG
This is a messenger RNA of Meloidogyne enterolobii, 897 nucleotides long. The record is from the annotation of a GenBank genome assembly. Lineage: Eukaryota; Metazoa; Nematoda; Chromadorea; Rhabditida; Meloidogynidae.